AGAAGGCAGAAAUUUUCUGCCUGUGGCCAGGUUUCGAGAGGCCAGCUAUUAAUCUCAAGUCGUUUAAACUUAUUUCUCUUCCUCUUUUCCUUACCCCAGCCUCUGGUUCCUCGCUCGCACCACAGACUUGAGCAACACAGACAACCAUACCUUGUCGCUCACUCGAGCAAGAACCAAGUCAACUAUUCAACCUCUGAGAUCGCAUCAGUCCAGAGUACUGCCAUCCAUCAUGAUGCGUCCUCAGUUGUUCGGUCCCUUGUGGGCCGUGGUUGUCAUUUUGGCAGCGCUCGCCGUCAUGGCUUCAGCCUUCUCUACCCCCUUUGCUCUUGCCGACCUCGAGCCCGACUACGUGAUCCCAUCCUGGGAAGUCGCACCUUACCCUGGCGCCGCCCCGAUCCUCCUCAACGGUACCGUCGAACAAGUCUACGCCAAGCUCCUCGAGAUGAACCCCAACUACGACGAUGACUGGAAGAAUGAAGAUGACACUAACAUCGAUAUCGAUAUCGAUAUCGAUAUCGACAACAAUACCGCACUGGAUGUGGAACUCGAGCGCCGCGAGGUUGAGCACGACAUCCACUGCUGGCUUUAUGAGGGCGUGCAGAAGAAAUAUCUCCGCAGUGGAAUCAAGUACCUGCGCAAGGUCAGGGGCAGACCCUACCUGCCUCCCAAGAAGUGUAGCCGAGUCAGCUGCUCGUAUCUGUCGGCGAUUGAAUGGUGCAACGACAGAGAGCAUGACGACUUCUACCUCCCGUCUUUCAAUAACAUUGCCGAUGGUGCCCAGGUUAUCCUCAAUAUCUGCGGCAAGGACUCCGAACGAAUCAAGGGCUGGCUUGGCCAUGGUGACGACAAAUGGAGGGUCAAUGUCUUUUACCUGGGAGAGGUAGCUCAUCAUCCUUGGUGCUAGAUGGGCUGUUCAGCACUUUUGCCGCGUCAUUUGGAGUAGGAUGUGUCACUGGACUGCUAUCUUGGAAGCUUGUCGCUGGGUUUUGUUCUUCUGUAUCCGUAGGAGA
Messenger RNA from Aspergillus calidoustus, 1010 nucleotides. The record is from the annotation of a GenBank genome assembly. Lineage: Eukaryota; Fungi; Ascomycota; Eurotiomycetes; Eurotiales; Aspergillaceae.